Diaporthe citri is the source of this 3354-nucleotide messenger RNA. RefSeq lists its product as uncharacterized. The coding region runs from base 1 to 3354 and encodes 1117 amino acids. Lineage: Eukaryota; Fungi; Ascomycota; Sordariomycetes; Diaporthales; Diaporthaceae. The transcript is spliced from 4 exons. Gene Ontology annotation, cellular component: cytosol. Gene Ontology annotation, molecular function: flavin adenine dinucleotide binding; aromatase activity; iron ion binding. The record is from RefSeq and is a predicted model, not a curated record.
AUGGAGGCAUUGUCAUCGAAUCAACUGAACUUCCCAUUAGCUUGGAUUGUAGUCUCGCUGGCUAUCACAGGAUCGCUCUUCUAUCUCUACGCGCUGAAGAACAGCCAUGGCAGGGGAGAGAAUGGAAACGUCAAGCUGGAAGCUAUUCCCGGCCCUAAACCACUUCCCAUCCUAGGAAAUGCUCUUCAAUUGGAUAUCAACGCGCUCGUGGGUUCCGUCAUAUCUUUAGCAUGGCAAUACCGGCCCCUAUUUUCUCUAUCGGUCUUGGGAGAUCGAUUCAUCGUCGUUGGAACCCCGGAGCUCUGUCGUGAGCUUUGUGACGAGACCAAGUUUUACAAAUUUGUCGCAAUGGGCCUCGAGAGACUGCGUCCUGUUACUGGAGAUGGUCUUUUCACGGCGUUUCACGGCAACGAGGCCUGGGGCGUGGCUCAUCGGCUUCUGCUUCCUCUAUUCGGGACGUUCAGGAUCCGAGAUAUGGCGCGGUCUCCAGAAGGCUCGCGACUAGAUCCGGGGUCAGACUUCACUAGGUUGACUUUGGACACUGUAGCUCUAACGUGUCUGGACUUCCGAUUCAACAGCUUCUAUCGCAAUGAUAGUCUUCACCCAUUUGUUCAGAACGUGGAUGCUGUCCUGGCAGAGGCAGCUAAGCGAUCAACUUUGCCGGAAUUCGCUCGAUAUUUCCGGUUUCGAGCGGACCAAAAAUUCAAAAAGUCAACCAAAUACUUGUUUCAAGUCUGUCAGGACAUGAUCGACGAGCGCAGACGGCAAGGCGAAGCUGAAUCCCGCAAAGACGUCUUGGCAGCACUUGUAUUUGGGCGUGACCCCAAAACCGGGGCCCAGCUGAGCGAUGAGCAGAUCAUUCACAACAUGCUGACCUUUCUGUCAGCGGGCCAUGAGACCACCUCGGCCAUGUUGACGACGAUCUGCUAUUAUCUCUGUCACUACCCCGACAAGCUGGCAAAGGCACAACAAGAGAUCGAUGAUGUGGUCGGCUCUGAGGCUCUUGACAUAGAUCACAUUCAGAAGCUGCCGUAUCUAGAAGCAGUGAUGCGUGAGUCGCUUCGCCUCGUCCCUACCGCUCCGACUUUCUUUGUCACGCCCUACAGUGACGGAAUCUUGGGAGGCAAGUACCAGUACCGCAAAAGCGACGUAUUAGCUCCGGCGCUCGAGGUUAUUCAGCGAGACACCGGCCAUUAUGGGCCUGAUUCUCAUGAAUUCAAACCUGAGCGUAUGCUUCGGGCUGAGUUUGCCAAGCUAAAUGAAUUCGCCUUCAAACCUUUUGGCAACGGACUUCGUGGCUGUAUUGGGCGCACGUUUGUGUGGCAAGAGUCCUUAAUUAUCCUAGCCAAGCUGCUGCAAAAGUUCGAUUUGAGAAAGGACGAUCCUUCAUAUGAACUCAAGCUUCGAUCAGACCUUUCUGUGAAGCCGGAUGGGUUUUACAUGCAAGUGAAGCUCCGCCACGGGCUUAAGGCAACUCAUCUCAGUGCCACGGCUGAGACCGAUCGAGGAACUUCUACAUCGACACGAGACACUCAAAUGCAAUCCUUCAAGCCUCCGCAAACCAUGUACGGAGCCCCCAAGGGUCAGCCCAUCAUGAUCCUUCAUGGCUCAAAUACAGGCACCUGUGAAGCGUUAGCCUCUGUACUGGCCUCUACAUGUGUCGCUAAAGGCUUCGCGCCCCAUGUGGUGGAUACAGUGGACUCGGGAAUUGGCCAAUUGUCUGCGGAAACCCCCGUAAUCAUGAUUGCGGCGUCAUACAAUGGAUCACCAGCCUCGAACUCCGCCGAGAUGGUAGCCUGGUUGGAAAAGAUGGCAGCGCAAUCUGCACCUCUGGCAGACCUGAGAUAUGCAAUUUUUGGUUGCGGCCACUCAGAUUGGAAGGAUACCUACCAGAAAGUCCCUAUCCUCCUGCACCAGCUGAUGAAAACCUCUGGUGCCAAGCCCUUGGUGUCGAUGGGAGCUUCUGAUGCGGCCAUAGGCGAUGUGUUCUCAAAUUUUGCAGACUGGUACCAAGAGCUAUUAUUUCCUGCUCUAUAUCGGGAGUACAACAUGAAAGCUGGUGCUGGCGAGGGGGAAACCACGCCUUGCAGCGGCCUCUCCAUCUCAAUGAGCCACCCUGCCCGCGUUCAAGCGAGACCUGGAUAUUUCCCUGCGGUUGUAACCGCGCAAAAACGGCUCUCGCACAUAACCACUGAUACGGCUAUUCCUACCAAGCAUCAUCUUGAGUUUCGCUUCCUGGCGGAUGCAAACAUUGACUAUGCGCCCGGUGAUCAUCUGUUGGUACUGCCUCGCAACGACCCACAGUUUGUGAAUACGCUCUUGGACCGGCUUGGAAUGGCCUGGGAUACUCAGGUAACCAUAGGCUCAGGACGUGCUCUAGGUGUCCCAGAUGGUACAAGACUCAGCGUUGCGGAGCUACUCGGGGCCUACGUGGAACUGCCGACUACAUUGACGUCCAAACACCUACGGAUCCUCGCAGCCGCAACCAGAGACGACGAGUUCAAAUCUCAGCUCCCCAAGCUGAUGGCUGAUGGCGCGCCGAGCCUCGGCUUACCAGGUCUACUUGAGCUCCUCCCUGCUUUCACUCUUACACUCCCCACGAUUCUGCAAAUUGCAGCUCCCAUGCGGCCUCGCACAUACUCCAUGUCAUCCGCACCCGCCGCCAAAGACGGCCAUGGGACACUCACAAUCUCAACAGUGCCAGGCGGGAUGGCAUCGAAUUAUCUGGCCAACAUCGGGGAAGGGCAUGUCAUCUACGUCAAGGUCAACAGCAAUCCCGCUUUACGAGUGACAAGUCUACCAAGUCAGGAAACUCCUCCACUCAUCAUGAUUGCAGUGGGCUCCGGACUAGCACCUUUCCGUGCCAUGGUCCAGGAACUAGCCAUGCGAGCCGGCAGGGAAGGAAAUAAUGCAGUGGAACGUUCUGAUACCUCUCAAUUCCCAGCCUACCUCUUUUACGGCUGCAGAGGUCGCGGUAUAGACGAGAUGUACGUCGACGAGUUAGAGGAGGCCGAGAGGAUGGGGGUGGUUGCGGUGCGGCGAGCUUACAGCCGCGCAGGCACAGGAAAGUCGCCUAAGUAUGUGACAGAUGCAGUGGAAGGUCAGACUGAUCUCAUACUGGAUCUAUGGAAGACCCGAGGGGCUGUCAUACGGGUUUGUGCUGGAAAGAAGUUGGCAGACGAGCUGUGGCAGCUUCUCGGGCCUCUACUUCGGGCCGCAGGUGCGACGGCUGAGCCGCCAGAACAGGAGAGAAAUAUGGAUGGUGUGAUGGGCCUGGCAGAAUGGAGGCAGAAGCUAGCACCAAACAGUGGAUCGCGGUGGGAGGGCAGGUACGUGGAGGAGGUGUUUUCUUGA